Molecule: messenger RNA, 997 nt
Organism: Tilletiopsis washingtonensis
Lineage: Eukaryota; Fungi; Basidiomycota; Exobasidiomycetes; Entylomatales
Exons: 1
Coding region: 137-859 (240 amino acids)
Source: RefSeq, a predicted model, not a curated record
CGCGGGCACACGUGGCACGUCGAGCUCGAGCUCGUCAGUCGAGUCAGAGUCAGACGUCGAGCAGGCGAGGCCGCAGGCUGUGCUGUGAAAGGCUGCGGCAGCCGUGUGGCGCGCAGCCCGUGCAACGCCUCGUCGUAUGCUGCUCGAGCAGGAGAUGUGGGUCCGCGUCUUGCCUGCUGCGCUGCGCCGAGUCCUUUUUUGGCAGCCUGCGAGAAGCAGGAGAGCACAGCGAUGCGACUGCGGCCCGACGUUUGACGCCCAGACGCAGCAAGCCGACGUUCAGGGUCUUCAUGCGAGGCCCGGCCAAGGCCCAGGUGGGCAACAACGCCCAGCCGCUGCCUCCGACGCACACUCCGCGCCCAACUCCGCGUCUGAUAGCGCAGCGCCAGAGCGCACGACGCUCGAGGCAUCCCUUCGGCUUGACUGCGUGAGCAGCUCCGGCUGCGAGAGAUGCGCCGAAGCGGAGCAUGUGACAAGCGUGACGGCGCAGCUCUGCCGGGCGGGGCGUCUCUCGACUCUGGCCAAGGCAUCGCCAUCCGGCAUGCUCUGCGCCUCGUCGAGGGGGAGCUCUCGCUCUUCGGAGGCGUCGUGCGCGUGGCGGGACGACGGGGCAGCUUCCCUGCUGCGCGGCACGGCAGGUCCGACGCCGUCGGUCCGCGGCUUUCCUCGCACGCGCGGAUGCACGGCGCCGGGCGUGCGGCGCGGCGGUGCAGGGAGCGGCAUGCGCUGGACGCACAGCGGUGGCGCCGAGCCGACCUUGCCGCGAGCGUGCUCGUGCCGAAGCACUCGACUCGCCUCCUCGGAUGUCAGGGUCCGCACCCCUUUGUGUGUGCUGGGUGAGGAGAGCAGCCGCUCGUGAGAGUGGCUGCACCCUGCCGCCUCAUUUGGCGCGCUGCGGCAGCUGCGGGGGGAUGGCGGCGCCGUCCCUCGAAUUUCGCGAAGUCGCGUGCCGCCCUCUCGCCCUCGCGUCGCUCCAACAUCUGCUGCGCCGGACGCC